AUGCGGUCCUCCACGGCGAAUGCUCUCGCUCAGAGAGAAAUGGACAGAGGUCAUAAGGAACAGCGCGAUCACGAGAAUUUGAAUGAAAACGAAGAGGAACGAAAAGUGGGAAUGGACUUUCUUAAUUUAUCUCGUCACCAUGGCGUGGAGCACGCAACCGAUACCGAAACAGAGCGGGAUAUGGAAGUUGAUCAAAACGACCAUAUUGAGAAUUUCCACGAUGACAAAGUAGAUCAAACUAUAGGAAGAAAUUUUCAUAAUCUAGCGAACCAUCCCGCUAUGAGAGACAUGGACAGAGAUCAAAAUAAUGUCGAUAAUGUACACGAUGAUAAACUCGAUCAUAAAAUGGGACGAGAUUUUCGUAAUUUGGGGUCUCACGCAGGCAUGGUUCAUCUUCACUCUGGAAUUGAGCAUUUAAAUAACGUGGACGUAGAGGUAAAAUUAGCAAGGGAUGUUCGCAGUUCAUUGGGCUUAGGAUUGUCUCUGGAAUUGUGCGUGGUUUGCGGAGACAGGGCCAGCGGGAGACAUUAUGGGGCAAUAAGUUGCGAGGGCUGCAAGGGAUUCUUUAAACGCAGCAUUCGGAAACAAUUGGGUUACCAAUGCAGAGGCAGUAAGAGUUGUGAAGUCACUAAACAUCACCGUAAUCGUUGCCAGUAUUGCCGACUUCAGAAAUGUCUAGCCAUGGGCAUGAGGAGUGAUUGUGAGUUGAUCUAA
Molecule: messenger RNA, 714 nt
Organism: Ceratina calcarata
Lineage: Eukaryota; Metazoa; Arthropoda; Insecta; Hymenoptera; Apidae
Product: nuclear receptor subfamily 2 group C member 1-like
Exons: 5
Coding region: 1-714 (237 amino acids)
Biological process (GO): regulation of DNA-templated transcription
Molecular function (GO): DNA-binding transcription factor activity; zinc ion binding; sequence-specific DNA binding
Source: RefSeq, a predicted model, not a curated record